AUGUUACCGUUGGUUUCAUUUCCAUCAUUAAAAACUAUUGAAGCACAAACAACCAGAUGUGAAAAUGAAUUUAUACUUAGUGGUGAAGUUAUAGUUGGUGAUGAUCUUAUAGUUGGCGAUGAUCUUAUAGUUGGGGAUGAAACUGAAGUUGUAGUUAGAAACGAUACUGAUGUUGAACAUGAAAUUCAAGUUAUUAAUGAACCAUCAUGCAAUGAAUCAUUAAGUUCUAAAAACGGUCAAAAUAAGAAUUCAUCAAUUGGUGUUAAAGAAUGUUUAAGUAAGAAAGUAACAUCUGUUCGUUCUAACCAUCGUACAAAAUACAAACAUUCUUGGGAACUAAUAACUGAUGCACAAUACAAAACGUAUAUAUUUGAUCAUUGUCGUGAACGACAAGAAAAGUUCUCAUGUUGGUUGUAUUACAUGAAUAACUCGAUGCAUUGCACACUGAAAAAAAACGGUACGACACCGAACCCAAAAGGAUGUUUUGGACUAAAAAAAGGUUUCGUGCAUAAUACGGAACCCAAAAGGAUUUCGAUUUCGUUUCAAUUCUCUGAACCCUUUUAGGUUUCGCAGAUAGAACUACGAACCCUACCACCCGACAAACUCAACAAACGAAGU
Molecule: messenger RNA, 618 nt
Organism: Rotaria sp. Silwood2
Lineage: Eukaryota; Metazoa; Rotifera; Eurotatoria; Philodinida; Philodinidae
Source: the annotation of a GenBank genome assembly